Messenger RNA from Austrofundulus limnaeus, 2924 nucleotides. It is a transcript of the gene cilk1, whose product is annotated as ciliogenesis associated kinase 1. Lineage: Eukaryota; Metazoa; Chordata; Actinopteri; Cyprinodontiformes; Rivulidae. Gene Ontology annotation, biological process: protein phosphorylation. Gene Ontology annotation, molecular function: protein kinase activity; ATP binding. The coding region runs from base 411 to 2339 and encodes 642 amino acids. The transcript is spliced from 14 exons. The record is from RefSeq and is a predicted model, not a curated record.
ACAUGGUGCGAUUUCGGUCUCCAGAAAAAAAAAAAAAACAUCAGCUUCGUUCCUUACCAAAAUGUUGGCUAAUGACUGAUAAGACGUUCAGUUGCGUGGAGUUAAUAGCAAACAUCUAAACACAUAUCUUCCUUUUUAAAAUCUUUGGCAUCUUUGCCGCCUGAGGAGAACAGCAACAGUGAUUGAGGAAAAACGAGAAUUGUUCAAAAUAUCGCGAGACUUUUGUCCAGCUGCCUGACGAGAGGGCCUAGCUUGUAAAUUAAUUUACGUUUUGUAGUCGGCUCACCGGUUAAUAACUGUGCAUUUUAAGCGACUGCUCGGUCCCAUUAGCUGAACAUGGACUCCAAAUGUUUGGCUAUGGGCUGCUUUCGGACUGAAGCGGGGAGGGAUAACAUGGAAGGACGAGCAUAAUGAACAGAUACACCACCAUCAGACAGCUCGGGGAUGGCACCUACGGCUCGGUCAUCCUCGGCCGCAGUCUGGAGUCGGGAGAGCUCGUGGCUAUAAAAAGAAUGAAACGCAAGUUCUACUCCUGGGAAGAGUGCAUGAACCUCCGAGAAGUCAAGUCGCUAAAGAAACUCAACCACGCAAACGUGAUCAAACUUAAGGAGGUGAUUCGAGAAAAUGAUCACUUGUACUUCAUAUUUGAGUACAUGAAGGAAAAUUUGUAUCAGCUAAUGAAAGAUAGGACACGUUUGUUUCCCGAAUCGGCUGUCAGAAACAUCAUGUUUCAGAUACUGCAGGGACUUGCGUUCAUUCACAAACACGGGUUUUUCCACAGGGACAUGAAACCAGAGAACCUUCUGUGUAUGGGUCCAGAGCUGGUGAAAAUAGCUGACUUUGGGCUUGCCCGAGAGACCCGAUCUCGACCACCGUACACAGAUUACGUCUCAACCAGAUGGUACAGAGCUCCAGAGGUGCUGCUCAGGUCUACGUCCUACAGUUCGCCCAUAGACCAGUGGGCUGUCGGCUGCAUCAUGGCGGAGCUAUACACCCUCAGGCCUCUUUUCCCAGGAUCCAGUGAAGUAGACACCAUAUUCAAGAUUUGCCAAGUCUUGGGUACACCAAAGAAGACUGAUUGGCCAGAGGGAUACCAGCUAGCGAGUGCCAUGAAUUUCCGUUGGCCUCAGUGUGUUCCCAAUAAUCUGAAGACACUGAUCCCAAAUGCUAGUCCUGAAGCCAUCCACCUGAUGAUAGACCUGCUUCAGUGGGAUCCCAGGAAGAGACCGGCCUCUGCUCAGGCUCUCAGGAAUCCGUACUUCCACGUGGGCCAGGCUUUGGGCACCCCUCAGCAGAUCCUGGAGCAGGGCAGACCUCAUCCGGGCCUUGUGCAUCUGCAGACUCCUUUACCGUCACAACAAACUCUGCUGCUGAAGCCGAUGCCCCCAUCCCAGCCUCCACCUUCUAACCAUCACUGCCCGUCGUCCAGGCCUCUCCAGCAGAUCCAGCCCUCCCCUGCACCAGCAGCUGCCCAGGCGGCGGCGGCGGCGGCGGCGUACCAGCGGCACACAGAGCUGGUGCGAGAGCAGCAUCAGCCGAAUCACAUCCAGGAUCAGACGGAGCCGAUCCCACAGAGCCACCUCCCUUACAUCGUGGACAAGAAUCUGCAGAGCAAGCGAACCCAGCAGGAGUCGGACAACGCAAACCUGCUUAAUUAUACGAAACCUAAAGGAGGCGGGCGGCGGCGCUGGGGACACGGAAACGGACAUCUCAAAGGAGCAGACUGGGAUAAUUAUGAAGAGACCGAUCUGUCCUCGAUGAGUAUUCUUAAAAAGAAUAGCUUUUCUGAGAAGUCGAGGCAGGGAGAGGAUGCUUUGAGCAGGUUUGGAGAUGUUCUGGAUUUCAGUCGGCCCAAUGGGAAGGAAGACGCACCUUUAAAUCUGAACAAAACUGCAGCCUAUCAAGAGCCGUCAAGAACUGCCUCCGCCAAACAGCAUUACCUGAGGCAGUCCAGAUACUUGCCUGGCAUUAGUACCAAGAAGAAUGUGGCCAUAAAUGCCAGUCAAGACUACAUAGGAAGGCAUCUUUGGGGCGGCAGCAGCAUUCCGUUUGGAGGGACUCUGCCGAGCAGAGGAGCUCACGGCACAAACACAAUCCCAGGUGGAUACAUGCCAUCAGUUUACAAGAAGGACAGCAGCUCUGCUGGUCUCAGAGGGCAUCAGGGUGUUUCAGUAGAAACGGCAUCAAAUUAUGCAACUUGGCGGUCUGGUCGGAGCCAAAUGAACCCCUCGGCCAACGUGCCAACAGGCAACAAGAGCACAUCCAGUCUGCUGCCUCGCCCGCCAUUACAGACCAUUCAUGGGCGCCCAGACUGGACUGCCAAAUAUGGACACCGUUAGUGGCCUGCCUCCAGCUCUGAUUGGUUCUCUGAGAACUCUUUCACUUCCAAAGAGUAGGCCUAGUUGUUUUACAAUCUGUAAUCUGUAAAUAAACCUUACACGGCAGCAAUAAAUUUUGUUUUAUUUUGUGUACUUUGGAUGCCAUGAGUUGUAAAAUAUUAACAGUUUGUACAUGCCAGAAUUCAAGCAAAGCCCUUUUUUUUCAGUAAUAUAACUACCGUCAGUGGAGAGGUCACACUUCAYUUUUGUAUUUGAAUGUUGUUUACUCUAUAUAUACAAUAAUAUGCAUAUACUGUARCAUUAUGAAACCUGCACUGUGAUUCAUUUUUGACUGAUUACUUGUUUUUUACUUUGUUCUGUUAUUUUUAAAGAGAGUUGGUUUGUUUUCUAUGCUUUCAUGUGAGCAAGGCUUUAAUUUAUAACUUGACAAAUUGCAGGUGCUUGCCAUAUUGUACUGCUCUUUUUUCAGUUUCUGCAUUUAAAAUGAAAUAAUUCGGUUCAGUUUUGCCAAACUGAAUAAUCGCUGCAAGUGAAAGUAUACCUUUGCAUGAUUUAUGCAUAAAAAUAACUGUUUAAAACAUUGAA